AUGGGCAAGCCAAAGAAUCCCCACCCGACGGACAUCGUGAAGCGGACCGACACUCAAGCCAUCCACCUUCCGCACGUUCACCUCGAGGCCGUCACGCAAGUUGUCACCAAACCGACUCCACCGUCCCCAAUUUCGGCGAUUGUCCAAGCUGCAGCGACUGGGAACAUUUCGUGGCUCUGGAAGUUACUGCAAGCCUUUAACGGGGACAUGGCAGACGCUGUCGCGGCGGCAGCGUCCAACGGCCACUGCGACUGCGUCGCUCUGCUUCAGAGUUACCUCAUCAACUUUGAUGCCCCGAAGGCCCGGCAGGUUAUGAGGGAGGGGAUGGCGCCUGCCGCCGCCAAUGGCCACAUCGGUAUCGUGCUGUUCCUUCUCAAGGGCGUGGCUCCUGACGACGAAGUGGAUGGCGACGCAGUCUGGAUCGCGUUGCUCGAGGCCGCUGCUAACGGGUUCGUCGAGAUUUUGGAGCUUACAGCGAGUUAUGUGUCGCCACGGGACGCGAACUUCGAGCUCAACGUCGCGAGGGCGAUGUCGAACGCGAUAUCGGGCGGGUUCAUCGACGUGGUGGUGUUUCUCUUGACUUGGGAGAAGUGGGACGCCGACUUUGCCAAGACAUUCGAGAAGGCCAUGGCCACCGAGCAGCACGCGGUGGCGAAGAAGAUUUACGAAAUCUAUUCGCGAGUGAAGGUGGGAGGGAACUUGCUGGUUGAUAUGGCGGCACGUGGGAGGUUGGACGCCGUGAAGUACCUGUACGACCGAGGUUGCACGUCCAAGCUUUCCAGCACGCCGACACCAGCAAGGCCACGCCGGUUGUCACGUUCUUGA
Messenger RNA from Phytophthora sojae, 825 nucleotides. RefSeq lists its product as hypothetical. The transcript has a single exon. The record is from RefSeq and is a predicted model, not a curated record. The coding region runs from base 1 to 825 and encodes 274 amino acids. Lineage: Eukaryota; Oomycota; Peronosporomycetes; Peronosporales; Peronosporaceae.